Arachis duranensis is the source of this 888-nucleotide messenger RNA. RefSeq lists its product as uncharacterized. NCBI's taxonomy places the organism in Eukaryota, Viridiplantae, Streptophyta, Magnoliopsida, Fabales, Fabaceae. Bases 1 to 888 code for a protein of 295 amino acids. The transcript has 2 exons. The record is from RefSeq and is a predicted model, not a curated record.
AUGGACAUGGAGGAGAACAUAGAGAAUCAUCAUGAAGAGGAGACACAUAACCAUGCUAGGGAAGAUAGACUCUCCAGGAUUGAGAAUCUGCUUGAAGGCAUAUGCAAGGAAGUUCAGGACAACAGAGUGUUCAAGGAUGAAGUACGAGGUAAUAUAAAGAAUCAGGGAGACACCAUCAAGAGGCUCGAAUCUCAAGUAGGAUAUCUCUCUCAGCAGAUUCCUAAGCCCACCGAUGGCUUCCCAAGUGAUACUAAGAAGAAUCCCAGAGGAGAGACAAAGAAGGCAAGAUGGGAAGAAUGCAAAGUGAUCACCAUAAAAGAUGAUGAGAGUUUGGAAGAAGUGAACAAACCACUAGGGUACCCUCAAGGCACUCCAAAAGAGAAUCCAAAAGAGAAGGGCCAAGAAAGUAAUUCUACACAAGGGAGGGAGCCAAGGGAGAAGGAGAUUUUGAAACCAUAUAUACCCAGGGUUCCAUUCCCCCAGAGACUCAGGGGUGGUACAAAGGAAAAAUCGUACUCAAGGUUCCUAGACAUGUUUGCAUCUCUUCAUGUAAACAUACCAUUCAUCGAGACUCUCCAACAGAUGCCUUCAUAUAUCAAAUACAUGAAAGAGUUACUGACUAAGAAGAAUUUACUGAAAGGUGGACAAAUAAUAGUGAUGAACAAGGAGUGCAGUACUCUCAUCCAAAAGGAUUUGCCUACAAAGAGGAAGGACCCAGGGAGCUUUCACAUCCCUUGUGCCAUAGGAGACACAACGAUUGAAAGGAGACUUUGUGACCUGGGAGCUAGCAUUAACUUAAUGCCCUUAUCCCUCAUGAAAAAGCUACAUAUUAAUGAGAUAAGACCCACAGAUGUGAUCCUACAACUGGCUAACAAGACUCGAAAAUGA